AUGGAGUUGAUCACAAAUGUUGAUGAUCCAGUUCUUGAUAAGCUACAACUAGCUUGUUCUCAUAUCAAAACCCUUCUCCAGAAUUCGACCAACCUCGAAAAAGGCUUGGAAAAAAUGGAUGAAAAUUUCGAUACCAUACAAGAAAGCUUAUCAAUGGCAUCAAGAAGAGUUGCACCUUUACAAUCACUAUCCAUUGGGGCUAAAUCUCUCGAAACUAGAAUAAACCGAGCCAUUUCUCCGGCUCUUGCUCUCCUCGAGAGCUUCAAACUCUCCGAGUCCCUCCAGCGUAAGCUUCUUGACACAGCCUCGAAAUUGAUUAAUGAAAAAACAUCCAAAAACAGGCUCAAGAAGUUGAUCAAGUAUGUGGCUUGCGUGGAUGAUUUGAACGUCGCCUUGACUUCCAUAAGCCAAGAGAGUGAGCCAGCAAUUCAAAAGCUGCAAGAAGUGGUUGAGUUUUUGAGCAGGACUAAAGCCACUGAUCAGUACAGAACGCUUCGUUUUAGGGAGACUUUGAUUACACUCAAAGCACUAUACGAGACAGAGGUCGAUUCAAUGAGAUUUGAUGGGGUUCUUGAUGAGGCUUUGCUGAAUUUGCAAGAUGAGUACGAGAGUUUGUUACAGCAGUUAAGGCAUCAGAACAUAGGGGAUGAUAUGACUGAAAUGAUGCCUGAAAAAUUGGGUACUGAGUUGGAGAUCGAAGUUCUUAGACGAAUUUCAGAGACACUGGCUGCCAAUGAUUGUCUGGAUAUUUGUAUCGAUAUCUUCGUCAGGGUAAGAGCAAUUGCUCAGCAUAUACUUAUAAUUCAAAGGCUCAUGCAAUUGCUCAGCAUAUACUUAUAA
Olea europaea var. sylvestris is the source of this 840-nucleotide messenger RNA. RefSeq lists its product as uncharacterized. The transcript has a single exon. The record is from RefSeq and is a predicted model, not a curated record. Bases 1 to 840 code for a protein of 279 amino acids. Lineage: Eukaryota; Viridiplantae; Streptophyta; Magnoliopsida; Lamiales; Oleaceae.